Messenger RNA from Octopus bimaculoides (California two-spot octopus), 967 nucleotides. Its product is annotated as prefoldin subunit 3. Gene Ontology annotation, cellular component: prefoldin complex; cytoplasm. Gene Ontology annotation, molecular function: tubulin binding. NCBI's taxonomy places the organism in Eukaryota, Metazoa, Mollusca, Cephalopoda, Octopoda, Octopodidae. The record is from RefSeq and is a predicted model, not a curated record. Gene Ontology annotation, biological process: tubulin complex assembly; microtubule-based process; protein folding.
AGAGAAUCUCGCGAGAACUGACAAAACAGCAUGGCGGCCGACAAGGCAGACGAAGAGCAGAACCACAGCGGAAUCCCCAAGGCAGACUUUGUGGAAGAUGUUGAAAACUUCAUGAAAAAUUCUGAGAACAAUGAGGCUGCUGAGUCUGUUCUGAAACGAUUCGACGAGCAACAUUGCAAAUACAAAUUCAUGGAUUACAACCUGAAUACAAAGAAAGCUCGGUUGAAGACUCAAAUACCAGACAUAAAAACGUGCCUCGAUAUUGUUAAGCAUUUACAAUCAAUAAAGGAUUCCAAAGAGCCAUUUGAAACCCAAUUCUUAUUGUCUGACUUGUUAUAUGCAAAGGCUAAAAUCCCACCAACAGAUAAAGUGUGCCUUUGGCUUGGGGCUAAUGUAAUGCUGGAGUAUAGUCUGGAUGAUGCACAAGCCUUGUUGGAGAAGAAUUUGUCUAUGGCAAAUAAUAGCUUGAAUCAACUUGAAGAAGACCUUAGCUUUUUAAGAGACCAGAUCACCACCCUAGAAGUUAAUAUGGCUCGUGUUUAUAAUUGGGAUGUAAAAAGACGACAAAGUAACAAAGAGAUAAAGACUUAAUAUCAGACACAGUGUUUCUAAUGUGUUUUGAUUUUGCUUUUGUUUUCAAGCCUGUCUUCUCUUUCCUCCUCUCAAUGUGUUUUCUUGUACUGAUAAGUGAUAAGGUCCCCUCAGAAAUGUUGAAAGCUCGAAAUGUUUAACAAGUGACAUAAAUAUAUACAUACAUACAUGCAUGCAUACAUACAUACACAUCAUAAUGAUAAAGGCUUUUGGAAUGAAAAUAUUGAGUCUGAUGGAUUGACCCUUUGAAAUAUCGCAGGUGAAAAAACUCACUGGCAAAGUCAUUUUUGUCUAUUUAAGCGCCACAUAUGGAAAUAUCAAUGUGUAGAUGGAAUGUUAGACAUAAAUGAAUAAAUAAAUAAAUAUCUUGUGAUAA